GGGCCGCCAUUUUCUGUGAGCGCCGAGCGAGCGGCGCCGGCGCAGAUGAUGUGCUUCGUCCUUUUGUUAUAGGACUUCAUUCACUUAAAGGAAAACUAAAGACCGCACCCAUGGAGCACAUUCAGGGAGCUUGGAAGACUAUCAGCAAUGGGUUUGGACUCAAGGAUUCUGUGUUUGAUGGCCCCAACUGUAUUUCCCCCACCAUUGUGCAGCAGUUUGGGUACCAGCGCCGAGCCUCUGACGAUGGCAAAAUAUCCGACACUUCCAAAACCAGCAACACCAUCCGCGUGUUCCUGCCCAACAAGCAGCGCACCGUGGUGAACGUGCGAAAUGGGAUGACCCUGCACGACUGUCUGAUGAAGGCACUGAAAGUGAGAGGGCUGCAGCCAGAAUGCUGUGCAGUUUUUCGACUUCCUGAAACGAAAGGAAAAAAGGUGCGUUUGGAUUGGAACACGGACGCUGCCUCCUUGAUUGGAGAGGAGCUGCAAGUGGACUUCCUUGAUCAUGUUCCGCUCACUACACACAACUUUGCUCGGAAGACCUUCCUGAAGUUGGCCUUCUGUGACAUCUGCCAGAAGUUCCUGCUCAAUGGCUUCCGCUGUCAGACCUGUGGCUACAAAUUCCACGAGCACUGCAGCACCAAGGUCCCGACCAUGUGUGUGGACUGGAGCAACAUCAGGCAGCUCUUAUUGUUCCCAAAUUCAAAUAUCAGUGACAGUGGUGUCCCUGCACUACCUCCCUUGACAAUGAGGCGGAUGCGGGAGUCUGUCUCCCGGCUACCUGUUAGUUCCCAGCACAGGUAUUCUACACCUCAUGCCUUCACAUUCAACACCUCCCAUCCUUCCUCUGAGGGCUCUCUGUCUCAAAGACAGCGAUCCACAUCCACACCAAAUGUCCACAUGGUCAGCACUACAAUGCCUGUAGACAGCAGGAUAAUUGAGGAUGCAAUUCGAAGCCAUAGUGAAUCAGCCUCACCCUCUGCUCUGUCUGGAAGUCCUAACAAUAUGAGCCCAACUGGCUGGUCUCAGCCUAAAACCCCAGUCCCAGCCCAAAGAGAGAGAGCUGCUGGAUCUAAUACACAAGAAAAGAACAAAAUUAGGCCUCGUGGACAGAGAGAUUCCAGUUAUUACUGGGAAAUAGAAGCCAGUGAAGUCAUGCUUUCCACCAGGAUAGGGUCAGGUUCCUUUGGAACAGUUUACAAAGGCAAAUGGCACGGGGAUGUAGCAGUGAAGAUACUAAAGGUGGUAGAUCCAACCCCAGAGCAGUUCCAGGCUUUCAGAAAUGAAGUGGCUGUGCUGAGGAAGACUCGGCACGUGAACAUCUUGCUCUUCAUGGGCUACAUGACCAAGGACAACCUGGCCAUCGUGACCCAGUGGUGCGAGGGCAGCAGUUUGUACAAACACCUGCACGUCCAGGAGACCAAGUUCCAGAUGUUCCAGCUCAUCGACAUCGCCCGGCAGACAGCACAGGGCAUGGACUAUUUACAUGCAAAGAACAUCAUCCACAGAGACAUGAAAUCCAAUAAUAUAUUUCUGCACGAAGGCCUCACAGUGAAGAUCGGAGACUUCGGGCUGGCCACGGUGAAGUCGCGCUGGAGCGGAUCCCAGCAGGUGGAGCAGCCCACGGGCUCCAUCCUGUGGAUGGCCCCCGAGGUGAUCCGGAUGCAGGACAGCAACCCCUUCAGCUUCCAGUCAGAUGUCUACUCCUAUGGAAUAGUGUUAUAUGAGCUGAUGACAGGAGAGCUGCCCUACUCCCACAUAAACAACCGAGAUCAGAUCAUUUUCAUGGUUGGCCGAGGUUAUGCUUCCCCAGACCUCAGUAAACUGUACAAGAACUGCCCCAAAGCAAUGAAGAGGCUUGUAGCAGAUUGCUUGAAGAAGGUUAGGGAAGAACGACCUCUGUUUCCACAGAUCCUGUCGUCCAUCGAGCUGCUGCAGCACUCCCUGCCCAAGAUCAACCGCAGCGCGUCGGAGCCGUCGUUGCACCGCGCGGCGCACACGGAGGACAUCAACGCCUGCACCCUCACCUCCUCCAAGCUGCCCGUCUUCUAGGCCUGCCCCUGCCCCGCUCGGGGACAGGCACACAGGGACACUUGUGCUCUCCGUGCCUCGUGCCCAGACCAGUGCCAGAGGGAUCCCUGGUCCCCUCGUCCCAGCAAGCUGCUAAGGAUCCGUGCUCAGCCCUCCCGGCCUGCCCUGCCGUGCCCUGGGCAGGGACAGACUGCAGAUCAAGAGAUCUAUUACUGGUUUUUUAAUAGAUGCACUUGAGCCUUACUUUGCCCACGCCUGGAAGCAGAUGAUGUUCCUUUGGCAGUGGUUCUGGACAGGCUGGAUCUGUGCUGAGGGGGUGUUUUCCACAGCCAGGGUGGCUCUGAGGACAAGGUCGUGGUGCUCUGAUUGCCCCAUGCCACGUGCCACCUCGAGGUGGGGGAGCUGUGCCUGCAAUGGGUCUGCAAACAAGACUGAGGGAAGAGGAAAUAACUCUGGAAAUCAGCUCCUGCCCUAAGAGCUUCAUCAAGCCAAUGAAAUAAGUUAAAAUGCUAAUUCAACACGAAAUAGUUUUGCAAUAGUUUUGCACAUAGAAGAAAAACUCUUGCAAAAGAAUGGAAUCUGUUCUGAAUUGUCCUGCUCAGAGAAGGAAGCAGCCAGUCAUGGUCAUCCUGAGAAGCCUCACAGCUGACUUUGGUACUAAGGUCCCUGCAGCCCAGGAGGUGGAGAGUGUGGAAGCACAGCCUUGGGGCUGGCAAAGGCUGAGGGACAUUAUCCGUCUGCAUCCCAUCGGAAGCUGUCGUGCAAGAGAUGCACUAUCAAGAGGAAACUGAGCAUAUACAGUUUUUCUUGCUGAUUUGGGGUUUAAUUUUGUUUUUAUUGCUCCUGAGAAAAUGCAUUUAUUGUAAGCCAAGGUUCCUCUGAUUAUCUUAUUUUAAUAAAAUAAAUUAAAUUUUAGGUGUA
Pipra filicauda (Wire-tailed manakin) is the source of this 2951-nucleotide messenger RNA. It is a transcript of the gene RAF1, whose product is annotated as Raf-1 proto-oncogene, serine/threonine kinase. Gene Ontology annotation, biological process: protein phosphorylation; signal transduction. Gene Ontology annotation, cellular component: mitochondrion; cytosol; plasma membrane. Lineage: Eukaryota; Metazoa; Chordata; Aves; Passeriformes; Pipridae. The record is from RefSeq and is a predicted model, not a curated record. The transcript is spliced from 18 exons. Bases 111 to 2051 code for a protein of 646 amino acids. Gene Ontology annotation, molecular function: protein kinase activity; ATP binding.